UUUUCCAUGUCGCCAUUUUCUACCGCUACACCACUGUUCCUGUAAAGAGGUGGAUUCUUCGACUGUCGUCCUUGUGCUGCAUGAAAGGGCCUUGCAAUUGACAGUGUUGAGAAUCGACAGAAACAUUUACGCUUUCUCUGUCAGUAGCUUUCCUGUAAGAAUGUCGUCAGAAAGCCCCGAAUACUCCCCGUUCUUCGCAGUGAUGGGAGCCUCUGCGGCUAUGGUCUUCAGCGCAUUGGGGGCGGCCUAUGGCACGGCUAAGAGCGGAACGGGCAUCGCUGCCAUGUCGGUGAUGCGGCCGGAGCUCAUCAUGAAGUCUAUCAUUCCUGUGGUCAUGGCGGGUAUCAUCGCCAUCUACGGGCUGGUGGUGGCGGUGCUCAUCGCCAACAACAUUUCAGAGAAAGUCACCCUCUACAAGAGUUUCCUCCACCUGGGUGCUGGGCUGAGUGUGGGGCUGAGUGGGCUGGCGGCUGGUUUCGCCAUCGGCAUUGUGGGCGAUGCAGGUGUUCGGGGCACGGCCCAGCAGCCCAGGCUCUUCGUGGGCAUGAUCCUCAUCCUGAUCUUUGCAGAGGUCCUGGGGCUCUACGGUCUUAUUGUGGCUCUCAUCCUCUCCACAAAAUAGAGAGAGCAAAGUCCAUCUGUCCGUCUGUGUACGUCGAGUCAACGCUACGUCAUCCAUUCCAUAUAUAAACGUCUAAGAAAUAAAGAACAAAUUGGAGAGCAUGCCUUUACGCCUGGUUCCAAAUCGACUCCCUUUAGCCACUUCUUUCCUAGUGACACUACCGAGUCCUUUGUAGAUCUAAUAGGUUUGAAUGAGUGUUAGCCAUCUCUUGGUCUGCCAUCUCUUUGGGACGCCAGGGUAGCCUAGUGGUUAGAGCGUUGGGCUAGUAACCGGAAGGUUGCAAGUUCAAAUCCCCGAGCUGACAAGGUACAAAUCUGCCCUGAACAGGCAGUUAACCCAGUUAACCCUAGGCCGUCAUUGAAAAUAAGAAUUUGUAUCUAUCUGACUUGCCUGGUUAAAUAAAGGUUAAAAAAAUAUAUAAAAAAAUAAAAUGGUAAAGCCACUCCUACAUUCAUGCCUGUCAGAUCUACGAGGGAGGCAUCUUGAGGUGUUAAGGGCUGUGUCCCAAAUGGCACCAUAUUCUUCUCUAAAUAGUGCACUAUUGACCAGAGUUAUAUUGUGCUCUGGUCAAACUCAAGAUUUGGGACACGGCGUGAUUUGAGAUUGGGCGUGAAGUGAAAAGCGUCUCCUAUUCCAGUCUUUUCCUGUACAGUCGUCAACUAGCCAAACCCUUAUAAAUGCGCUUUGUAAAUGUAGUGACGCUUUCGUCCUGUGUGUGCUUGAGUAUUGGUUUACCUCCUUCCUCCCAAUUUCCUCUCAUUUAUGUGUCUGCUAAAUGGCUUUUAUUAUUAUUGUUCCUUUUGUUUGUUUUUUUCUUUAAAUGUCCGAAGAACGGACUGUUGGACAAAUAAUUUUAUUUUUCUGGGGACCAUUUUCACAUUAAAGGACCUAACUAAUACGAGGACAUGGAUAACUCUUUUUUUUGGUUUGGUUGUUUUUUUCACUAAUUAUUUAUGAAGAUUUUGAAAUGUUAAUAAAACUGUUUUAUCGAGUUCCCAAUGAGAUGGAGAGGUGUGUGCGUGUGUAUAUAUAUCUCUAUCUAAUAAAUAUCUGUAUAGCUAGAUUAAUUGCACUGUGGGUAAUUGUUCUAAGGGCUUUGAAUUCCUCUGGAUGCAUGUGUCCAGUGGAGACUGUCUCUGAUGUGCAGAUGUUGGAGUGGGAGUUAACUCUUUAUGGUGGCUGGCAUGUAAAAGUGUGUGUCUGUUAACUCUAAGACAUCAUUCUCAUUUGUACUGUUGACCUGUAGUACUGGGGUGUAAUCAAUAUUCCAAAUGAAAACUAGACAGAUUCUAUUGGACAGAUUCAGGUAGGUCCCCCGUUUGAUUCGUAAAUUGUUUCCAUUGCAAGAUGUAAUGAGUAAACCCCAGCCAUGUGGUUGCAGUUGCUCACUGGCGGGCCUCGUCUGUCUAAUAUCCAAUUAAAUCUCAACCUCA
This is a messenger RNA of Oncorhynchus mykiss (rainbow trout), 2055 nucleotides long. RefSeq names its product ATPase H+ transporting V0 subunit ca (gene atp6v0ca). NCBI's taxonomy places the organism in Eukaryota, Metazoa, Chordata, Actinopteri, Salmoniformes, Salmonidae. Gene Ontology annotation, cellular component: proton-transporting V-type ATPase, V0 domain. The record is from RefSeq and is a predicted model, not a curated record. Gene Ontology annotation, biological process: proton transmembrane transport. Gene Ontology annotation, molecular function: proton-transporting ATPase activity, rotational mechanism.